Molecule: messenger RNA, 687 nt
Organism: Nicotiana tabacum (common tobacco)
Lineage: Eukaryota; Viridiplantae; Streptophyta; Magnoliopsida; Solanales; Solanaceae
Source: RefSeq, a predicted model, not a curated record
AUGGUUGUUCAACAAACCGGCCUACGUCGCAUUUUGGUAACAGCUUCGGAGCGCCUGGUAUUUUGUCGACCCUUUCCUGAUGUUCCUUCAUCUGGUCGCGGAUUCACUUGGCUCAUCGGCAGCGAACUAAAUGCUGAUCCAGUUGCACCGCCAACUGAUGUUGCAGAAAUAUUGCAAGAACUUGCAUCCAUGGAACCUGGAUCAGAUUCACCACCGCCAUUAAUGGUGAAAUACGUGGAGAAACAAAUGAGUUACAGAGCAAAUAUCUUUGCUGAGAAUAACAAUGGCAGUAUAGUACUCGGGCCUUUGCUUUACCAGAAGGGUAUGAGGAAAGAGUGGAAGGAAGAGGCCAGAAUCGUAGAGCGGGGAUGGGCCCCACAACUAGAGGUGUUAGGACACGCGUCAACUGGAGUUUACUUGUGCCAUUGUGGUUGGAACUCUGUAAUGGAGAGCAUUUCAAUGGGAGUUCCAAUUGCUGCAUGGCCAUUGCAUACAGACCACCGUAGGACCGCUUUGUUAUUGAUCAAAGGCUUGAAAAUAGGAAUGUACGUUAGAGACUGGGCGCGUAGAAAUGAGUUGGUGAAAGCGGAGACAAUUCAUAAUGCUGUAAAGACUUUGAUGGAUUCGCCUGAAGGUGAAAAAUUGAGGCAAAAGGCGGCGGAGCUGAAGGAUGUGGUGAAAGCAUAG